Messenger RNA from Hippocampus zosterae (dwarf seahorse), 8539 nucleotides. RefSeq names its product purine-rich element binding protein G (gene purg). Gene Ontology annotation, biological process: regulation of transcription by RNA polymerase II. Lineage: Eukaryota; Metazoa; Chordata; Actinopteri; Syngnathiformes; Syngnathidae. Gene Ontology annotation, molecular function: RNA polymerase II transcription regulatory region sequence-specific DNA binding; DNA-binding transcription factor activity, RNA polymerase II-specific; purine-rich negative regulatory element binding. The record is from RefSeq and is a predicted model, not a curated record. The transcript has 2 exons. Bases 1 to 1035 code for a protein of 344 amino acids. Gene Ontology annotation, cellular component: nucleus.
AUGCUGGCCGAAGGAUGUUGCAGAGGAAUGGAGAGAGUCCGGGGUAAGAUUGCGUCAGACUCUUUGCCGAAAGCCACCUAUCCUCAGCAAUAUGUGCAGACCGGCCCCCAGCAGCAGGGCAGCGACAUCCAGGAGCUCGCCUCCAAACGGGUCGAUAUCCAGAAGAAACGUUUCUACCUGGACGUGAAGCAGAGCGUGCGCGGACGCUUCCUCAAAAUCGCCGAGGUGUGGAUCGGCAAAGGCCGCCACGAUAACAUUCGGAAGAGCAAAUUGACUCUGUCCAUGUCGAUGGCGCCCGCGCUCCGCUACUGCCUGGGGGAUUUCAUCGACUAUUACGCCCGGAUCGGAUUGCGGGGGGGCCUCGCGCCCCAGCCGCCGCCGCCGCAGCUCGACGAGCACGGCGGCGGCAACGAUCAGGGCCGCGCGCUCGAACCCCGCAGGAGAGCGCAGGAGCCCGCGUCGUCGCCCACUGGCUCCGCGGCGUCAGACGACCACGCGCAUCGCGUCCUCAAAAGCGAAUUCAUCGAGAGGGACAACCGAAAGUACUUUCUGGACCUGAAGGAGAACCAGAGGGGGAGGUUCCUACGCAUACGACAGACUGUCAGCAAAGGGCACGGCACGAUGGGCUACUACGGCCAGGGGAUCGAACAGACCAUCGUGCUGCCCGCGCAGGGUCUCAUCGAGUUCAGGGACGCGCUGUCGCAGCUCAUCGAGGACUACGGCGAGGACGAGUGCGACGAGCGCGGUCGAGCCGUGACCAGGAACCGCGACCAAAGCCCCGAGCUUCCAGAGGCCGCGUCCUUUCGCGUGGACAACAAGAGGUUUUAUUUUGACGUGGGUUCCAACCGCUAUGGCGUCUUUUUAAAAAUCAGCGAAGUGCGCCAGCCGUACAGAAACACCAUCACCGUCCCUUUAAAAGCCUGGGCGAGAUUCGGGGAGAAUUUCAUCCGUUACGAAGAGGAGAUGCGGAGAAUUUUUCAUUGUCACAAAGAGAAGAGCGCUGAGGCUCGGCAGGACAGUGAGGAGCAGGACUGAGCGACCUUAGCAGUCGGACGGAAGCUCAAAAUCGUGCACUUGUGUAACGUCCGUACUGCGUGUAUGUGUGUGUGUGUGUGUGCCCCCGAAAAGACAAGUAAAUUGAAUUUUAUAGCUUAUAAAUCAGAAAUAUAAAGCCCCCAAGUCAAAAUCAACACAUCUCCUCAAAAUCCGCUUUAACACCCCCCACGUCAAGUCUUGUAAAUCGAAUACUACUUUAAAUGCACUAAAAAACUGUUAAAUAGUGGAACUGUGGCAACGUGUAAAAGACUUGCUACGAAACGAUCUCUCCCUCUCUCUGUUCAAAAUGUAUAACGGUUUUGUCCCGAUAAAGAAAUUGUAUGAAGAGAUAUGCCGUUUAUAAAAUGACUGAUAGUUUUAUCAUUGAUCAAAAAGGAAAAUGUUAAUUGAUGGUUGACUUGUUUUAGGGGUCCCAUGUGGGGCAACAAGCUUCUUAUUGUCCCUACAUCUCAUGUCUUACAAAUGUGAUAUACUUGCUAAUGUUUCAGACAGUCAACAUGGUCUCGUGGUGUGCGAGGAGGCCACUUUGCUCCUGAUGCAGGUUUCCAAAGAGAAUAUGAGUCACUGGUGAUGUGACCUAUGGUUGUAACUUUUCACCUGCAGAAUGUUAUUUGAUGCUGACAUGAAUUGCAUGUGACCAUCGUAGAUGAGUUAACGAUGCACAAUCUCAGAAGCAGAGGUCAUUUAUUUCAGUCACACCGUAACUCAAAGACGUGCACACACAUACAUACACACACACAUUUUUUGGAGUGUGCAUCUUUCCAAUCAUAGACUAUUUAAAAAAGAUUCAAUUUUAAAGUGGAACUAUUCAAUUUGGUUCGACUCAGUGGAAUUACGAUUCGAUUCGAUAUGCUACAGGUCAUUUCAAGAAGGUAUGAUGCAAGGAAUAUAUAUAUAUGUACAAAUAUAAAUAUAAAUAUCAUAUAGAACAUCCUGCAGUUUAUAAAAUGUAGCGAUUUUCACACUCAUUUCGGGGCUGGCAACCUGUAAGUCAAGACCUGAGGUGUUUAUUGAUGUUGUUGUACCAACAGAUCCCCUCACUUUCUUUUGCCACAUGGCUCGUGUCACCAUGAAGGCAAGCGACAGUUUACGGGCUGACUGAGUGGUGCGGUACAUGAACGUACACCCUUCAAUCCAACACAAGCACUUUGAGAAAUAUUUUUAAACAGAAUGAAUUAAAAAACUACAAAAGAAUCAAUCUAACUUGUACUAUACCCCCGGUGUAGCGAAUUAUGUAAUACUUUAUAUAAUUUAGAAGUCACAAACAAAUUGAACUUACCAUGAGCAAGUGAUGCAUGGGGAUUCAUUAGAGAGAGAUCAUUUGAAUCAUCUUCACCCACCUCCCUAAAAAAAAAAACAAUUAAAACACCCCCGCCCCCGCCAUGAUGGUGAAUGACAGGUGUUUGGGGGGGUUGAUUACUGCCGAUGAUAGAAGUUACAGCCAAUUUAUGUGUCCGACAAAUAAUUAUACAAAGCUAGUGGCUGCUAGUUCAAUGACAAAAAUUCACAGAAAUGUGUCUGUUGUCUGCCCUGUUUUUUUUCUUCCCCCUUUUAAUGGAUAUGAGACCACUUUUUGGUCUCACUGUAUUGAACAGCUUGAUCUCAACAUCAAUCGUAGUGAGUGCCUGAAGGGGCCAUCGUCUCUUGUUGCAUUCUGUAGGACUCCGAUAUCUGUCUUUUCAUUGCUAGUAAUGUCGAGUGAGCGUGAACCUUUCAUCUGUCUUUUGUAAAUAACAAACCGUUUUAAAUAGGGUUAAAUAGCUCAUACCUUUUUUUCAUGCAGACAUUUUACCACACACAAUUGUCACAGAAAGAUCAAAAUGAAUAAAAGUGGCAUGUUUACGUGUAGGCCUAUUUGUGUAUUAGAGAUUCUCCUUUUCUGAUUUUAUUACAUGCUGCUCUAAGUACUUUAUGAUCGGAGGGUUUAAUUCCCACCUAAGAAGCAACAAGGACAGCAGUACCUGAAUAUUCAUUCAAACAUAAAAAUAUCAUAGAUGGACCAAAUGAUUAUGUUUAAAUUAAAUAUUUUGUUUUUCUGCCCAGUUGAGCCCCACAGCUGUCAAUGAUGCCUUGAAAACUAUUUUGGACACUCAAAAGAAAAGGAGAAUUCUAUUUUAUUUCCCACGCGUGCUCCCAAGAUUUUGACACUUCACAUUUACAGGAAUAAAAUGACUGAAGGGUAAUUUCCUCAUUUCAUAUUUUCAACCCGCUGGAUGUUUAGAACAAUGGAAUUCAGUUUGAAAAUACUUGAAAUAUGAACAAAAACGCAUGGUGCUAUAUAUUUUUCACCCUCUUCUGGUUUCGGUAUGUAGAUGGUCCCCAUGGAGGAUAGCUCAGGUCAAUCGCGAGAAAAAUAGAAGUGAAGGUAAAACCAGACUCGUUCAGCACCUCAAUGCAAGCUGGUUCGCUGAACAAAAGUGAGAGCAUUGAAAGGGAUCAAUAUCCUGCUCCCAUGGGACGUUAUACCUUCCAUAUGUCUUGGCCCUAUCCAAAAUUCUACGUUUUAAAUCGAUAUCACUAUGGUCGACUGAAAGAAAGCUUAUCACUUGUGUAUAUAUAAAUAUGUUGGUGUCUUCUUUUUCUUCCAAAAAUCUUCUGAAAUGCUGCUUUUGAUUAGAACUCGGAUAGCAGUUUGCUGUACAUUGAGCACUUGGUAGAUUGUGUAUGAGCUACGUGGACGAGGGGGUCAAGACGAAAGACUAACAUCCUAAUUCUGAUUUAUAACUGUAUUUAAUCUCUAUGCUCAUAUGAACCUGUAAACCACAAUUUAAUAUACCGGUAAUUCUUUAUUGCUUAACUGACCAAAGGUUGCAAUAGCGUAAAACAUAUAUUACGGUAAUACAAAUGAAGCAUGCAUUAAUUGACAUUUCUAACAACCAUGUCAAAUAUCCGAUCAUCACGCACUCUUUUACACCAUUUCUGUACUGCACAUACUGUAUAUGGGCCAUUUUGUGGCUUCAUACACACACACACACACACACACACAAAUGCUAGUUGUUAGGUCCACGUGUGCCCUGCAAUCGGAUGGCACCCAGUUCAGGCUGUACUGGCCAAAGUCAGCUAGAAUAGGGCUCCUAGAUAAAGCGCUUCAGAUCAUAGAUGGAUAGAUAUACUAAUAACCUGGUAACCAAUUCCUUGAUGGCUUUAAUUCAUCAAUAUGCAUAGUUGUUUUGUUUAAUCAAAAUCUUGAAGUGUUGGGUCAAAUCCUCAUCCCAAUGCACUGAGAAUAAUAAAACACACCAUUGGUUAGGUGUCUUUUGGACUUCAAUGUUGGGUUAUAGCAAGCUCAACCCAUUUGGGUUAUUUGAGCAAGCAGUUUUAGGAGUGUAUGAUGCAAGUGACUUGUUGUGAUGACCCAUGACGGAUGCAAGUUGCUUCUUCCUCUCAGAAAAUGUUGUGACACCGGAAAAAAAACAGUUGGGUCAAAAAUAACCCAAUGUGGGUGAAAAAUGGACAAUCCACUCCUUGGGUCAAUUUCACCCAACUUUCUGGAUUGUUUUGCACAAACAACCCCUAAAUAUGACUUGUUUUUACAUACAUCUAAAAAACACACCAACAGCUCGUAAAAUUGUGUAAUUUUGUACAAACCAACCCAGAAAGUUGAAUCAAAUUAAUGUAAUGGGUUCAUCCAUUUUUACCCAAAUUUGAUUAUUUUUCACCCAAAUGCUUAUAAUUUGUCAUUUAUAACCACAGCGACACUGAUAUAACAUGGUAACACAUUUCUUGGUAACUUUAACUCAUCAGCAUUGGUCGUUGUUCGGCCAAUGCUUUCUCAAAAGUUCAAUCCAACAUGUUGGCCCAAAUUUUCAACCCAAUCUGCUGCAGAUAGAUAACCUAGCAGUGGUUCGGUCCCUUUUGGACUCAGCUCUGGGUUGGUAAUUUUACCUAAUUUGAGUUACUUUUCACUUCGCACUUUUAAGAGUGUAAAAAAAACGCUUUACUAGGGUCGCGGGGGGUGCUGGAGCCUACACUAGCUGUCUUCGGGCAGUAGGCGGGGGACACCCUGAAUCGGUUGCCAGCCAAUCAUAGGGCACACAGAGACGAACAACCAUCCACGCUCAUACUCACACCUAGGGACAAUCUAGAGUGUUCAAUCAGCCUGCCACGCAUGUUUUUGGAAUGUGGCAGGACACCGCAGCACCCGGAGAAAACCCACGCAGGCCCGGGGAUAACAUGCAAACUCCACACAGGGAGGCCGGAGCUGGAAUCGAACCCGGUACCUCUGCACUGUGAAGCCGACGUACUAACCACUGGACUACCGGGCCGCCAUUGAUCAGAAACUAUUCAGACAUUUUUAGUUCCAACCAGGCCUUGAUGAGACAUCAGACCGUCUCUCUUGUCUGUACUGUCAUCUUCUGUUUUCUUGAUGUUUGUACUUAGCAGUUUAGUGAAGAGAUGAAAUAAUAUGGUCUUGGUGGAAGAAGAACAACAAAUGAGUCAACUGUUCAUCAAGACUGGUGUUUAAAAGAUAAAUCGGUGGUUUGUCAGUUCUUGUGAACCCAUAAGGUGGAAGAAGCACUUUUUGAUGGGUUUGCUGUGUUUGUUCUGUCUUGUAGAGCGUGAAGAAUAAUUACAUAGUGGAUUGAUUUAUUUUCAUACAAGUGGAAAUAUAGAAGGUGUACCUCAAAGCACAAUUUAUUCGGAAAAUACUGAUUGCGGUUUACUGAUUCCAUGAACGAAUUUGUUGAAAUUGUUUCCCAGACUGCUGAAUUUGGUUCAAAAAGCAAGCUGGAAAUCUUGCUUUCGCCAAUGAUUAGCGCUAACUGUUCUGUGUUUAUACUCGACAGAUCAGAAAAGUAAUUUCUUGAAAAUUGCCUUGGAAUCUGUCGCUUGAAUUCCAAAUAUGUUAUUUGAAAAAAAAAGCACUUUGAAUAAAAGCUGCCUUUUUUUUUGUUCUGCUGCUUUGUAAUCAGUUAAUGUAGUGGGAUUCUUUCUAUUCAUGCCUUGACAACCAACCAUUCAAAACUGUAAUAAUCUGAUAAGCUGCUCUUUAACACAACUUUUCUUUGGAUUUGACGAGAGAAUUUCCCCAUUUUGUGUAAAACCAGUGCAAACGAUAAUAAUCACGUUAAAUAAGAUUCGGAGUAAAUUUAGAAGAAACGUGUCAAAAGCAGCCGAUAAUGUGGCAGUCACAGCCGCUAAUAUGUCUUCAGAAAGAGUCUUGGUGCAACCUCUUAAGGAUGAGAUAUCAUCAUGAACUCAAUGUAGAGUGUCUGCGUUGUUUGUUAGCUGCUGAUUUUUGAAUAUAUCAAUUUUUUUGUCUUUGUCUUUUGAGGGAGAUGGCAGGGUUAAAUCUGUGCUUCACGGCGUUCAUGCUUGGAACUGACACAUCUUGGUGUCAUCCGCGUAUUCGUCUAUUGGAGAUUGCACUGCAUUUUUCUUUUGGGUUAUUCUUUGACUAUCAAGACGAACCUCAUAGAUCUUAUACUGUAUACCAAUAAAGUGUAUUUAUUCCCUGCAUUUGUGUUCAGCUACAAAUUUUGAUGGCUGAGAAGAAGGAAGUAACAAAUGCGCGCAAAAAGAGCAGGCCACUAAUAAAUGUGCCACACACUGUAAAAUAAUCCGUUUCGAAUUACGUCUUGAGAUGACGUUGUUAGACAUGACACGUCCUAAAUGAGAGCUGCUUUGGUUUUCUGACCUACUGUGAUUUGCAGUACAUUGACAGAUUGUUUACUUGUGUUUACCCUCAGAGAGUGGUUCAAAAAAACAAUCGUUAAUCAUUAUGUAGGUGUGAAACAUUCGUUCCGAGAAACAGUUGUUUUAACACAAAUGACUACAUACUGAAAAAUUAUAGGUAAAAUAAAAACACAACUCUAAAAAGUUGGAUCAAAUAAAUUGUUUGGAUGAAAUGCCUAAAUUUGUGGGGGUUUGUACUAAACAAACCGAUUUGGGGGGUUGAUUUUUUUUUUUUGGGUGGGGGUGGCUCAUUUUGACCCAACUUUUUUGGUUAAAUGGAUAACCCCCCAAAACGGGUUGCUCUCUUUUUGAUCCAUUGAUUUUAGAGUGUAUGUAACGAGGGUUCAGUUAAUAUGUGGAAUAUGCAUAGUGACAGCACAACACAUACACAAAAAAAAAAAUGCUUCAGAAGCUGAGUUAUGUAAAGGACAUAAAUUUAGUCAUUUGUUUAAGGCCUGGGUGGGGCGUUAAUAAUACUGAAGAUGGAAUGAAGGUUCCAGUCAGCGUUAUGGUCGUAGGAUUUUGGGGACAUUGAUGAUUAACCUCAUGAAGGGAAAUCUGCUUCUCCUAACAAAGACGCCUUAAAGUACCUUUAUAAUGCGAGACUGUGCAUUUUGUCUAUUUUCAUUGUGUGUUGUGUUCAUCCGGGAACAAUGAUGUCCACUGAGGAAAGUAGUUCUCAUGCCGUGAUUUGGACAGGACAGUCAUAUGCAGGAUGACAAUGGUCGUCUAACAAAGUUUGAUAUAAAUGAAUUUAUUUAUUUAUAUAUAUAUAUAUAUAUAUAUAUAUAUAUAUAUAUAUAUAUAUAUAUAUAUAUAUAUAUAUAUAUAUAUAUAUAUAUAUAUAUAUAUAUAUAUAUAUAAAGGUAAAGAAUUGGGACUUGUGGUGACAAAGUGAAAAUGUGUUUGUGCUUGUCAUGUGAAUGUUUGCAUACUGAUGAAGUGAUGGUUUGCUGUUUAGUUUUGCCCUCUUCGCGGUUCUGGAGCAUGGAACUUAGAGAUGAGUUGAGUUUUUGUUUGAAAGUUAAUAGACCUGAAGAACAUGGUUAAGAUAUGUACAUUUUAGGAUAAGUGUUACGUAUAUUGGAGUGUCCUGUAGUCCGUUAGAGUAUGAUUUAACAAAAAAAAUAAUAAUCUCAACAGGUUUUGUACUGUACUAGUUCAUUCACUCUAUGUCAAGUACUUUAUCAGUAAUCAUUACUUGCCUUGUAAUAUUUGAAAUCAAGCUAUGUUUAGAAAUGGUAACCGAGACGGCAACGUUUUAGAGUGUCUGCAUGCCACUGGUUGGGUCCUAGUAUAACAGAAAAAUUAUAUGGAGGGGAAAAAAAUGGUGCUAUGUUACAUGAUAUAAAGGUGCUUCUUUGGACCCAAGCUAAAUGCAUGCCAAGAUUAGGAAAACAAAAUAAUUUGAUGUCUUACUUCUGUUCUCAAAAAGUCCCACAUUACAAACCUUUAUCAUAUUUGAAAAAAAGAAAAUCAGUUGGAACAAAGUCUGUUGGUCAUAAAGCUAACUCUUGAAAACAAUGACAUGGGUGCUUACAUGGCAUAGGCUUUCUGCCUGCAGCCUAAAAGACAGACAAUCCCGUAACUUUUUUUUCUUAACCAUUCACUAAUAUUAAGAUGGUUAUGUAUUGAAGUAUGGUUCAAUGUAGCAAAAUAUAUGGAACAUGAAACAUCAAGUAUGUCUUAUUGUUAUUUGAGUUGGGAAAACAAUGAGCUCAAGAAUACAUGAAACAUGGAAAAAAGAUGCAUAUUUUAUUGUUUUUUUUUUCUUUAAUAAAAGUUGGUUAUUAAACUUUUUUCCAAA